This is a messenger RNA of Salvia hispanica, 872 nucleotides long. Its product is annotated as zinc finger protein ZAT5-like. The record is from RefSeq and is a predicted model, not a curated record. Lineage: Eukaryota; Viridiplantae; Streptophyta; Magnoliopsida; Lamiales; Lamiaceae.
CCUACUUAAUUAACACUAAAUAUUUAUAUAAGUAUACAUGUAUGCCCUGUAUUCCCAUCUCUCUCAUUCCACACUUUCACUUUCCACUCACUCCAAUCCAAGUUCAAACUCACAGCGAUGAAAGAAUUAUCGGCCUCCAACGAUCACAUCAUCGCCAAAGGAAAGCGCACGAAGCGGCCACGCCCCUCCUCCUCCUCCUCCUCCGCCUCCGAUGUCACUUCCAAUUUUUCCCCGACCACCUCUACCGGAAUAUCAAGCAGCGCCGAAGAAGACGAGGAUCUGGCCAACUGCUUGAUCCUCCUCGCCCGCGGAAACAGGAAAGACGGCGUCAACGUCUACGAGUGCAAGACUUGCACCCGGACUUUCCCCUCCUUUCAAGCAUUGGGAGGCCACCGAGCCAGCCACAAGAAGCCUAAACCCGCCCCACAAUUCAAUCAAGAAGAUGAGUUUGAAGAAGAAGAGGAAGAAGAAUCGAAAUUCGUCAAAAUCAACACGAUUACGCUUUCACCAUCAAGGCCUAAAAUCCACGAGUGCUCAAUCUGCGGAUCCGAAUUCUCGUCGGGUCAGGCCUUGGGAGGCCACAUGAGACGCCACCGUUCCGGCCACAAUACGCCCAGAAAUAUGCUAUCGUUGGAUCUCAACCUGCCUGCACCCAUCGAGGAGGCGGAGUUCCACGCUGGUGGAUUGUCACUACUCAGGGGGUUGACAAUAUUAAUUUGAUGUGAAUAAUUAUUUCUAGUUUUCUUUUUUUAGUAUAAUUCUAUGGUUUUGGUUAAUGAAAGUUAUGGAAUCAUAAUUAAGUGGCAUUACUCACACUUGCCGUUGUUGAUCAUCAAUCUUUGAAUCGAGACAACUAUCUUAUUUGGUUUUUA